Molecule: messenger RNA, 968 nt
Organism: Drosophila suzukii
Lineage: Eukaryota; Metazoa; Arthropoda; Insecta; Diptera; Drosophilidae
Source: RefSeq, a predicted model, not a curated record
AUUUGUUAAACGGCGGCCAAAACGAUUGGAGUUCUUAGGUAAACACUGGGAACCGGUUUCGUGGAUCGUUAUCAAUCCUCGGCUAUUUGCACUUUGCACUUUGACCUGCAUCCCAAUCCUACGCACUUGACUCCCUAGGUACAACAUGGUUCUCUCGAAGCCCCUGUACUCGCUCUUCGGCACUUAUCUGGAGCAGCUCUUCAACCACCCGGUCCGCACCAAGUCCAUCACGGCAUGCGUCCUGGCCACCUCGGCGAACGUGACCUCCCAGAGAUUGGCGGGGGCCAAGACCCUCAACCAGCAUAGUUUCUUUGCCUACGGACUCUUUGGCCUGAUCUUCGGAGGCAGUGUUCCGCACUACUUCUACACGACGGUGGAGCGACUCUUCGACCACGACGUGCGCUUUAGGAGGUUCUUCCUGUUCCUGUCCGAGCGACUGGUCUACGCUCCCAUCUACCAGGCCCUCUCGCUGUUCUUCCUGUCCCUGUUCGAGGGCAACUCCCCCGACACAGCGAUCAAGAAUGUGGAGAAGCUCUACUGGCCCCUGCUGAGGGCCAACUGGCAGUACCUCUCCCUGUUCGUGUACCUUAACUUCGCCUACGUGCCCCCCAUGUUCCGGUCCAUCAGCAUGGCCAUCAUCUCCUUCAUCUGGGUGGUGUAUAUCGCCCAGAGGCGUCGCCGCUUCCAGGAGAAGCUGGCCGCCGAGAAGGCCGCCAAAUAGGCAUUCCCGCCCGGACGCGACGACUUUAAACCUUGUGCUGUCUUGGCUUAAUAUUCCAAUUACUGUUUAGAUUACGGCUGUACUGCCUUAAGUUCUUUAUCUGCCCUGCGUUCCGGCGGAUUUCAAAAAGUUCGCGAGUGUGUAAGAUAAGCCAAAACUAACUGGAGGGUCGCCUUAUCAACCGACUGUUAUUAAACCUUAAAUUUUGUAAACUUUUCGUACUAAAAAUAAACUUAUAAUUACUGUA